Messenger RNA from Paraphaeosphaeria sporulosa, 1335 nucleotides. RefSeq names its product MFS general substrate transporter. Gene Ontology annotation, biological process: transmembrane transport. Gene Ontology annotation, molecular function: transmembrane transporter activity. The transcript is spliced from 2 exons. Lineage: Eukaryota; Fungi; Ascomycota; Dothideomycetes; Pleosporales; Didymosphaeriaceae. The record is from RefSeq and is a predicted model, not a curated record. The coding region runs from base 1 to 1335 and encodes 444 amino acids. Gene Ontology annotation, cellular component: membrane.
AUGUCGACCACAACCGUGAUUGAGACCGGGUCCGCCAACCCAGCACACAUUGAGCUGCAGCCGAUUCGGACAAGUCCACGUCCUUCAAUACGCACAGUAGCAAGAAUACAGCAGGACGGCCUCAUUUUGGACAAGACCAACUUCGUUCGAAUCCUGACAAUUGGCUUCUCGUACAUUUUCGCUGGACUGAACGAUGGCAGCUUGGGUGCUUUGACUCCUUACAUUCUCCGUACCUACCGCGUGGGUACGGCGCACGUAGCUUUAAUCUAUGCUGCUUCUUUUGUUGGCUGGCUACUCGCGGCAGCUACUAACAGUCACUUGGUCCACCACUUCCAACUCGGAGCCAUCCUCACUAUCGGAGCCGUUUUGCAACUCGCGGCGCAUCUGUUUCGAUUCUGGACUCCACCUUUCGGGCUCUAUGUAGUUACCUUCUUCAUACAGUCCGCAGGUAUGGGCUACCAAGACAGCCAUUCGAACAGCUACGUUGCUUCGAUACAGGGCAGUCAUCGGUGGUUAGGCUUUAUCCACGCUAUGUACGCGCUCGGCUGUCUCAUUGCCCCGUUUGUCGCGACUGCGCUUGCUGCCAGGAUAGGCGAUCGAUGGCCUCUAUUUUACCUCUUUCUCGUUGGUAUUGGAACCAUCAACAUUGUGACCGUCCUAGUAUCCUUUCGCGACAGCCUCAAGGUUCAGGACAAAGUGUCAUCGUCGGAGAUAGUCGAAGAGGGGGCUCAUAAUCACGGCAACUCAGCAUCUCGUGAUAUUCUUGACACGCUCAAGUCCCCACCUGUAUAUCUCAUAUCGAUGUUUUACUUCUUCAUGCUUGGCGUGGGCAUAACUGCCGGUGGCUGGAUCGUCGAGUACCUCGUCUCAGCCCGAAAUGGAAAACUCCCGGAUGUCGGAUACGUGCCUACGGGUCUCUGGGGUGGUAUUUUCCUAGGAAGGGUCCUCCUUUCCGAGCCCGCGCAUCGUUUUGGGGAACGAAGGAUGGGUCUGGGCUGUUGUUUGAUGAUCCUCGUGUUCCACCUCAUCUUCUGGCUAGUACCUAACUUGGUCAGCAGCGCCGUGUCCGUCUCGCUUCUCGGAUUCUUCUAUGGACCCUUGUUUGCUACUGGCAUGUCCAUUGCCUCGAAGAUAUUCGACAAGAGGAUACAGGCAACUGCAAUGGGGUUAAUCUUCGUACUUGCCCAGGCCGGAGGCGCGUUAUUCCCUUCGAUAACUGGUGUCAUUGCGAGUCAAGCUGGUGUCAAGGUCAUGCAGCCGAUUUUGGUUGGCCUGAUUGUUGCUAUGGGAAUUUCUUGGACGUUGAUACCAAAAGUGCCGAAGCGUGACGACUAG